Cylicocyclus nassatus is the source of this 873-nucleotide messenger RNA. NCBI's taxonomy places the organism in Eukaryota, Metazoa, Nematoda, Chromadorea, Rhabditida, Strongylidae. The record is from the annotation of a GenBank genome assembly.
AUGAAUAUAAGAUUCCACUUGUUCGAUGGUUCUCCUCCCAAACUGAUUGUUACUGGCGAGUCGUUGAAGAACAAAGGUAAAAUCGAUUUUCACUUAUUCCGGCUUCUGAUGAUACUUCGAAAACCAUGGUUAGUACCCAUUAUAGCGGUUGUAUGCGCUUUAAUCGCCAUGCUCAGCGGGUAUAUCAUUGGAGUUGCCGUUGAUCAUUAUCCUCCUCUGCUCCCGUUUAUAAGUGAUGGUGGUGGUCGCGUUCCAGAAGCUUCCGUCUUUGGACAAUUUCUUAACACAGCUGCCUUCCUUUAUAUUUUCACAAUUUACUUGAUAUAUCUGGAGACUGUCGAAUAUUAUGGUCAUUGUAUGAAAUGGAAAAGGACUCGAUGGUGGAAAGUCUCGAUAUCAUUACUGUUCCUAGGGAUUGCGUGUGCAUACGGUAUGACCAUUGUAGGAAAUUUUCGGUACACUGAAAUCAAGACUGUCCACAUGAUAGGAGCAAUGCUAACUUUUGUUGGUAUGGUUAUAUACGGAUGGGGACAGGUAAUCACUGGGUACAUCUUACAGCCAAGUAUGGCGCCUAAGCUGCUACGGCACUUUCGGUUAUUGAUCAUAAUCCUUACAACCUGCUGUUUGAUACUGCAUCUUCUGGCUGAAGUUUCGCCUGUUUUUAUACCACCUGGUGCCGGAAAGUAUCCUGGAGGAAAUGAAAUUAACAGGACUAGUGAUUCUCCGUUCUUCCGUACAUUCAUAAUAGCCACAAGUGGAGAAUGGGCAAUGGUGUUACUAAUGCAGCUAUUCGUUUUAACAUACGUCAACGAGCUACGUUAUGCGGAGUAUUAUUCAUCUCGAAUUACGUUUUUGAACACAGCAGAACAAUAA